Messenger RNA from Melampsora larici-populina 98AG31, 390 nucleotides. RefSeq lists its product as uncharacterized. The coding region runs from base 1 to 390 and encodes 129 amino acids. The transcript has a single exon. The record is from RefSeq and is a predicted model, not a curated record. Lineage: Eukaryota; Fungi; Basidiomycota; Pucciniomycetes; Pucciniales; Melampsoraceae.
AUGUGGAGACAAAUCAAACCGAAGAAAACACCAGAAGUCUCGACGUCACAAAGAAUGAUUCAAGCCAUCAGGAAAGCAGAAGAGGAGAAAAGGGAGAAAGCAAGAAUAGAAUUAGAACAAGCGGAGAAGAGAAGGAAAAGAGCUGAAUCAAGAGGCCCGAGAAUUCUAGCGGCAUCAACGUCAAGAGGACCAACCCUAGACCAACACAGUCUAGAACCUCCUAUCCAACAAACGGAAGAAGACCGGAGAGAAGACGUCACUGGCAACCAGCCCCAGAGGAUUGAACAGCCGGCUCACCUCGAAAUCUCAGACGAUUCGGAAGGAGACGCUAGAGAGGAACAAUCAGAAUCAAACGAUUCCGAGACAGAAGAGGACACCUCGGAGAAAUAA